CCCUGCUCAGUUCACCUUCCGAACUCCAAAGAAAGCGGCGAGAGAGAUUGCGAGAAGCCAGGAAGGGGGGAGCCAAUGGCGGAGGCGACGCCGUACGAGGAGCAGCGGAGGAGGCAGGUGGAGGAGAACAAGCGGAAGCUGGAGGAGCUGCGCCUGCACCACCUCUCCGCCGCCGUCCGCGAAGCCGCCGCCAAGCCGUCGCCGACCAAGCAGCGGAAGAGGAAGGCGCGUGCGACGCCGGGCGCCGGCGAGGAUGUCCCGCUCCGGCGGUCCGGCCGCGUCGCCAGCCUACCCGAGAGGCCCAAGUACCAAGACGAGUUCCAAGAUUUCGGGAAGAAGAUAAGGAGGUCUUAUGGCGGCAAGAGGAGAUACUUGUCCAAUCGAGUGUACGCAACCGACGAGGAAAGGGAACACGCCAUCACCGCUGCCCAAGAGCUGGAAGAGGAGCUCGGCUCCGAUCACCCCAUCUUCGUCAAGCCCAUGCUUCAGUCUCAUGUCACUGGAGGAUUCUGGCUGGGCCUCCCGACGCAUUUCAGCCGCAAGUAUCUCCCGAAGCGCGAUGAGAGGAUUGUUUUGGUUGAUGAGGCUGAUGAUGAAUUUGACACCCUCUACCUUGCCAACAAGAGGGGGCUGAGUGGCGGGUGGAGAGGGUUUUCCAUUGCUCACAAGCUAGUUGAUGGAGAUUGUUUGGUGUUCCAACUGAUCCAGCGGACAAAGUUCAAGGUUUACAUAAUUAGAGCAAGUUCCUACUAUGAAACUGACAGCUGAUGUCGAAGCUUCUAAUGUCUGUGAUUAGAGCACAGCUGCAGUCAAUUAGGCCGCCCUAAAUUGGAGAUUGCAAUCCAUCUUCAGUCUUUUGGAUGAGGAACGAUGUUCAAAAUAUUAAUUUGACAUGUUCUCAGCUAGCUAUUAGGUUAUUUGUGGACUAGCCAUUCCCAGUCUUUUGGAUGCAAACAAUGUUCAAAGUUUCAAGUUGCCAUGUCACCUGCAUUAGCUUGUUAACUUGAACUUGCACAGUUCAGAAACCUAUACCAUGUAACACGAUACCAAAACAUUAAUUUGGCACAUCACGUAGGAACUCUACAUGUGAUGCCUAUUCUGAAU
Oryza brachyantha (malo sina) is the source of this 1104-nucleotide messenger RNA. RefSeq names its product B3 domain-containing protein Os06g0194400. Gene Ontology annotation, molecular function: DNA binding. Lineage: Eukaryota; Viridiplantae; Streptophyta; Magnoliopsida; Poales; Poaceae. The record is from RefSeq and is a predicted model, not a curated record. Bases 76 to 768 code for a protein of 230 amino acids. The transcript is spliced from 7 exons.